Messenger RNA from Parus major (Great Tit), 3383 nucleotides. It is a transcript of the gene LYSET, whose product is annotated as transmembrane protein 251. The transcript has 2 exons. NCBI's taxonomy places the organism in Eukaryota, Metazoa, Chordata, Aves, Passeriformes, Paridae. The record is from RefSeq and is a predicted model, not a curated record. The coding region runs from base 144 to 539 and encodes 131 amino acids.
CUCACGAAUUUUUCAGUAGUCCUACUAAAUGUACUGUGGGGGUAAUGAAGGGAAACGAGCAGCUGAGUUAUAUAGAUGCAUCUUAAGACUGCAAUAGCGUUCUCAAGUGUUUACUGUUCCUUUUCAGGUGCAGAGCAUGGAGAAUGAUGAACUUCCGCCAGAGGAUGGGCUGGAUUGGUGUGGGGCUGUACUUGUUAGCAAGUGCUGCGGCUUUUUAUUACGUCUUUGAAAUCAAUGAGACUUACAACAAACUAGCACUGGAGCACAUUCAGCAACACCCCAAGGAACCACAGGAAGGAACCACAUGGACACACUCCUUAAAAGUACGACUGCUAUCCUUGCCGUUUUGGCUGUGGACAAUAAUAUUUUUAAUACCAUAUUUACAGAUGUUCUUGUUCCUCUACUCCUGUACAAGAGCGGACCCCAAAACUGUUGGGUAUUGCAUCAUUCCUAUCUGCUUGGCUGUUAUUUGCAAUCGUCACCAAACAUUUGUGAAGGCCUCUAACCAGAUCAGUAGAUUACAACUGAUUGACACUUAGCUCAACUUCUAGUGUCUGUUGCUGAUUUGAAGCAAUUGCACAUGCUUGAUCUAAUCACGAGACUGAAGUUCUGAGUGAAGGCCAGAAGGAGCCUUUUCUUUCAAACUGAUAAGCAAUGAAGAGAGUAACUGUUUUCUAUUUAAAACAAACGAGUAACUACAAAGGUUUUUAAUUAUGGAUCUAUCAAGUGGCCAGAGUGGAGAGCCCUGUGUGACAUGUGAUGGAAGUAUUCCUCAUUUUGCCUUAAUGAUGCAAAAUUGCGACUCUCCAUCUGAAAUGUCCUGUGGGAAAACGUGUUUCUGGUCCACAACUUUAUUCCUCUGUACAAAAAAGUGAUUUCCUAUGCUUUCCCUUGGAGUGAAAUCAGUGAGAUACUUCUUUUGUGGUAAAUGUAAAAGGAAAAAAGAAAUUAAGAAUGUGAUUAUAAAAGCUGCACUUAACACAAUUCUUUGCUUUUUUUUUUUUUUUUAAUUAUCUACAUCACUGCUGUUUUUAAUGAAUUUUUGAAAAAUAAAUUUAGAUACAAAAUCAGGAAGCAAAGAAUAAAGUUUGUGCAAACCUUUAAAGGGAAAAAGUACAUUUUUUCCUGUGGUAGCCUACUUGUUUUCAGUCACAACAGUCCCACACUGUAUUAGGCAGGCAGUGAGUUGUGAUGCUUUAAACUGUUCCUAUGACAUCAAAAGCAGCCUAUGCUGGCAUUGGUCUGUAGUCUGCACAAAAAUUCUUCUGUGUUCCCUUCUCCUAUCAUCUUGCUUGAUAAAAUUACAAGUAACUGAAAUUUAUGACCAUUGUUAUUUCACUCCAGACAUAAUGCAAAACCAUGUUUACAGGAGAACUGAUAUAUUAGGAAAAACUUUGAAUUUGGGAAAGCUUAACUGGUUGGGGGAUGCUACAAACAGGAUGUAAGACAGAUAUGAAUCAUGUUUCUUCCAGAAAUUCAAAGAAGUAAGAUACCUUCUUAUUCGUGUAAUGAAUGCAGAUUUCUUCAGUCAUACUGAAAUUCCACCAAGAUUACUUUGCCAUAGUUUCAACCUCUGUUUUUCAAUGCUAUUUGGAAUAGCAUAUUUUGAGUAAGACUGAACCUGUUCUUUCUUUGUUUUUUCUGAGAAUAGGUAUUUUUUUAUUCUCAAAUUUUCAGCCAUGAUGGAAGUAACAAAUGUGAAAACAGUGCAAAAUACACUUCUCAGAAGCAGUAGGCUCAAAAGAAUUAUGAACUAAACUCCUUGACUAUAACUUCCAACUGUAUGUGAUUGUCCAUACCUAAUCACAAACGCUAAUCCAUUUCUGACUGCUUUAAGGGAGUCCUGGAGUGUCGUCUUUCUGUUGCUUUCAAAAGAGAACACUAUUUUCAGUGUUGCUGUGUUUAAGCCUGGCAGUUCCAACACCUUAAAUUUUCUGUUUGUACUUAUUUGAGAUAUUUUGAGACAUUGGUUUCAAUUGUCAGCAUUGGUGCUAGGACCUGAAAACAAGUAGACUUUGCAAGAAGGUUUGAGUUCUAAGUGCAAUAUGAAAAGGAGGAAGCUGCCAUCUUGGUGUACUGGUGUAAGAGUAAAUUAUAAACUCUUACAAGUAGUUAGUAUCUUGGGAAGUCAGAGCUUUUAAGUUGUGUUCUUUCUCAACUUUUAAAAUCACCAUGCUAUUUAUCUAUAAAAUAAAAACUUUUCAAUGUUUAUAAACACAAGUCUAUUAAUGCAGAUAUUUAUCAAUAGCUUUUCAUUUUUGUUGUUUGCUUUUGGUUUAGUGGGGUUUUUUUUUGCACGUUUAGUGCCAAACAGCAGUGCUGGCCAUCGGUUGCUGUAGCCUGUGCUCAUGUCCUUCCCUCAGCAUGCAUGUUCAGUUCAUCUUUUGUUUUCCUCUUAUGCUCUGUGCCCUAAUUACUUGUUUGUAGCCUGUAAUUUUGGGGCUUGCUGGAUGAAACUGAAUCCUGUUGCUUCUUUACUUUUGUGUAAGACAGAUACCUCUGGCUGGACUGUUUUUAACUUGAUGUUGUAGUUCUAAACUCAACAAUUACAUUGUGUGCAGACAGAAUUAUUUGAAGAGCCAAGAGCAUAAGAGGAAGCGUCAAAAAUAGAAAAUGAUAGGAAGAACUGCCUCAUUUUCUGUCAUGCAAGCAUGUGACCCUUGGCAAAUAAAUUAGCAGGCCUGGUGGGAUGACCCAAGUCUGGAUGGGGAGCAUGUGCUGGGCAUGGUGGGGACUUGCAAAACCGAGGCCCGUGUUCAUAGACUUUUCCAUCAGAAGCCUAGUUUUGGAUUUAGAGCUGUUGACAGGCAUGUGCUUUGCAACUAACUGUAGAAAAACACACAGUCUAAUUCAAGCAAAUACUGUGUGUGUAAGGAUUUGAGCUUGAAGUGGAAAGCAGCAGGGGAGAACUAUUAACAUAGUGUAUACAAAUACUAGACAAUGGGAGCAGAAGACCUAAGUUACCUCUGCUGGUGCUUCCAGCAUUUUUGGCAACAGGGGAACAUCAACAGGUGAAAUCUUACCCACAGGGUAAAUAAAAGGAGAGACUAAAAAUUAAUGAUAAAUUGGUUUUUACUGUAGUAUUUAAAAAAAAAUAAGUAGUGAAAUAACUUUCAGCUUGAUUAUUCUGAAAAUUUAUAGGUAUUGUCAAGGCUGAUUAUCUGAGGCACCAAAGACCUGCCUGUAACAGGAAAUGACAUCUACAAACUUGUGGGAUAAUCAAGCUUGAAGUUUUGCAAUGUUCUGAGUUUUCAUGUUCUGCCAACAAAGUGAGUAGCUGUAACACAAGGGUGAUUAAUGAUCAUCUCUAUGCCAGUUACCCUGGAUUUCUUCGUAUUCAUUUGUGUCACAAGAUAAAGCAUUGUCAGACUUCUAGAACAUUA